AUGAAAAACAGUCAGCAGUGGUGGUUUGGCCCAGAAUUUCUGAAGAAAUCUAAAGAUGCAUGGCCUGAAGAAAAAAUCGAAAUAGAACUCAACUCAGUAAAGUGUAAAGAGUUGAAAGUCGAAGCACGAAAACAAGAGAGUGUCUCUACAAAUGACCAGUCCUCAAGUUUCAAUUAUGGCAUAUGGAUCCUUUACGAUAUUCGAAGUGGUACAGAGUAAAAAAUGAGAACAAGUUGGAAUUUGGACUUUUGUUAGUAUGAGUAUGUUCGUGGGUCGACAGAUUCAUCAAUAACUACCGUAGAUCAAGGGAAGAACGCACUCAUGGAGAACUCACAGCAGAUGAGGUACGCAGCACAGAAGAAAAAUGUAUUAAAAAAGCGUUAUCCUGAUGAGAUCAAAGCUUUCAAGCAAAAUAGAAAUCUACCAAAGAGCUCUAUCCUUACAUUAACACCGAUAUUAAUGGAUGGACUGUUAAGAUCCAACACAAGAUUACGUUACGCAGAACAUUUACCAAAUCGAGUGAAGUACCCUGUUAUCCUUCCAAAGAAAUAUCCGGUUAUGGAACUGAUCGUCAAGUAUCAUCAUGAGAAAGAAGGACAUGAAAUGGGACUAAAUUAUAUUCUGAAUCAUCUUCGCGAGAGCUACAUAGUUGUGCAUGCACAGGAAAAGGUUAAAAGAAUCAUGAAAGAAUGCACAGUGAGUGCAAGAGAAGAUUCCGCAGGAAACCGUUACAACUACAAAUGGCUCCUCUACCACGUAUUCGAUUAG
This is a messenger RNA of Paramuricea clavata, 768 nucleotides long. The record is from the annotation of a GenBank genome assembly. NCBI's taxonomy places the organism in Eukaryota, Metazoa, Cnidaria, Anthozoa, Malacalcyonacea, Plexauridae.